GUUGAAACUCUGGUCCCGCUUCUUGCAGCCAAAGUUGGCCUCAAACUCUGCUGCCUUUUGGCGUUAUCGUUUGUACACUAAAGGUGGCGCCGGCUUAUACAACCACUUACAUAUGAAUCAAAGAAAAUGGCCCUUGUUAACUCACAUGGCAUUUCUGCAAUUUUCUGAAACCAUUAAUUAUUGCGGUUUACCAACCGUCACUACGAGGUUAUAAAACUUGAAGACAUUGUCGGUUGAGGGAGGUAAGUUAUGGAGUCUAAAGCAAUGAUGCGUUCGAGUGAAGUAAAACUGAAGGUUGAUUGCAAAAGAAAGUUUCAUGCACAUGAAGUGUUGCAGCUUAAGAAGAGAUUGACACAUCUUGAAAAAGAAGUAAACAUGAUGAAAGAAGAAAUGUUUCGGAACAGAACAGAAAGGAAGGCGUUGUUGGACGAGGUUUAUCGGCAGUUGAAACUCGUUCACUUUUCGCUUCUGCCGGAAAACCAGACUCUUGGAUGCAAAUUCUAUGUGAAACAGGAAGGAGGGUUGUCUCAAGUUUUAUAUGAAGAUCAAAAUCCAUCAGUGUUCAUCAGAGAAGCAAAUUCAGUGGAGGAUCCUGCUCCUGCUCAAAGUAUAAUACCAACAACAAAAAACAUACCAUAAAAACACUCGAUUUGGUUAUGCGACUACGGUCUUGUAUUAUCAUUCAACUUAAGCGAUUUAAUAUAAUACCGGCUAUCUUUGAUUAGUGGAGCUUUUGUUAUU
Helianthus annuus (common sunflower) is the source of this 741-nucleotide messenger RNA. RefSeq lists its product as uncharacterized. The transcript has 2 exons. Lineage: Eukaryota; Viridiplantae; Streptophyta; Magnoliopsida; Asterales; Asteraceae. The record is from RefSeq and is a predicted model, not a curated record. The coding region runs from base 250 to 639 and encodes 129 amino acids.